AUGCAGCUCCUGACCUUCUUGGCCGCUGUCCUUUCUUCCACGACCUCCUCCGCAGCCGCCUCCAUCCCCAAGACCUGGUCUCUCUCGUCCCUUCUACCCAACGACACUGGUCAUGCAACCAUCUCUCAAGUGCCCAUCGGCGCUGUGAUCGAUCACUGCAUCGUGCCGGGCACAAUCGCCCUCACCUUCGAUGACGGGCCAUAUAUCUACACGCCGCAAAUCCUCGACACCCUCUCCCAACGCGGUGCCCGCGCAACCUUCUUCCUGAACGGCAUUCACAUGGGCAACAUCCACGAGCACGCGGAUACGAUGCGCCGCGCAGUAGCCGAGGGCCACCAACUCGCCUCGCACACAUGGAGCCACCCCAACCUCUCUACCCUCGACCACGCAGGGAUAGUAUCACAAAUGACGCAACUCGAAGACGCCUUCGCGCGUAUUGUCGGCGUCAUCCCGCGCUACAUGCGCAUGCCCUUCCUGAUGUUCAACCCCCUCGCGCUCUCCAUCAUGACCGAGCUGGGCUACCACGUUAUUGGAGCGAGUAUCGAUACCAAGGACUACGAGCACGACGAUGCUGGCCAGAUCUGGAUGAGUUUUGAGAAGUUCAAGGCGGAGCUGAAUGCCGGUGGCACGGUCGUGCUGGCACAUGAUGUGCAUUAUAACACUGUUAAUGUGCUGGUGGAAAACAUGUUGAAUGAGGUUGAGGCUAGGGGUUUGGUCCGUAAGUUCCAUCCACUCCCACUCCCUGGUUUAAUUUUGAGCUGUGAUGGUGAGGUUUGGUUUGGAGAUGAUGAUAUUGAUUUGGCGUAUAGCUGUUCCCGUUGGUGA
This is a messenger RNA of Penicillium lagena, 825 nucleotides long. RefSeq names its product chitin deacetylase. NCBI's taxonomy places the organism in Eukaryota, Fungi, Ascomycota, Eurotiomycetes, Eurotiales, Aspergillaceae. The record is from RefSeq and is a predicted model, not a curated record. The transcript is spliced from 2 exons. Bases 1 to 825 code for a protein of 274 amino acids. Gene Ontology annotation, biological process: carbohydrate metabolic process. Gene Ontology annotation, molecular function: hydrolase activity, acting on carbon-nitrogen (but not peptide) bonds.